UUUCUCUUUCUCUCAGUCUCAAACUCUCCAUAGCUCUCUGAACUCCGAAGGAAUUCAAUCAUGGCAGGGGGAUUUGUAGAGAGUGGGGAUGUAAGCAAACAAUACAAUGGGAGAGUAACACUAUUUGUAAUCCUUUCAUGUAUGGUGGCUGGCCUUGGUGGAGUUCUCUUUGGUUAUGAUAUCGGAAUUUCAGGUGGAGUAACAUCAAUGCCACCAUUUCUAAUGAAGUUCUUCCCAAAGGUGUAUAGAAGAAUGAUAGAAGAUAAAAACAUCAGCAACUACUGCAAAUUUGACAGUCAGCUCUUGACUGCAUUCACUUCAUCUCUAUACCUUGCUAGUCUCAUAGCUUGUUUCUUUGCAUCAUAUGUCACCAGAAUUUAUGGCCGUAAGCCCUCGAUUAUUGUCGGAGGAGCCGCUUUUGUCAUCGGAUCAGUUUUUGGUGGUGCUGCUGUCAACAUUGAAAUGCUUAUAAUAGGUCGUAUUUUGCUCGGAAUUGGUGUUGGAUUUGCAAACCAGUCAGUUCCGUUAUAUCUAUCGGAAAUGGCACCGGCUAAAUACCGAGGUGCAAUCAACAACGGGUUUCAAUUAAGUACCAACCUAGGAGUUUUAUCUGCUAAUCUUAUUAAUUAUGGAACUGAAAAGAUCAAAGGUAAUUAUGGUUGGCGACUUUCACUAGCCAUGGCUGCAUUUCCAGCUUUAAUUUUCACAAUUGGAUCCAUUUUCCUCCCCGAAACACCGAACAGUCUGAUUCAACGCGGGAGUGAUUUUAAGAAGGCAAAGAUAGUGUUGCAAAAAGUAAGAGGAACAGAUGAUGUUCAAGCCGAGCUUGAUGAUCUUAUUGAAGCUAGUUCUGUCUCCAAAACAACAAACCAGAGUCAAUUCAUAAUUUUUGAAAAGAGAUAUCGGCCUCAGCUCGUUAUGGCGGUUGCAAUCCCAUUCUUUCAACAGGUGACCGGAAUUAAUGUGAUUGCAUUUUACGCGCCACUUUUAUUCAUAACGAUUGGGUUUGGAACAAGUGCAGCGCUUCUAUCAUCAGUACUAAUCGGUGUCAUUGCAACAACCUUCACAAUUGUAUCAAUGUUUAUAGUGGAUAGAUUUGGACGAAGAGCGUUAUUCAUAGUCGGAGGCAUUCAAAUGUUCAUGUCUCAGAUAAUUGUCGGAAGCGUUAUGGCAAACAAACUCGGUGAUCAUACUGCGCUAAUGACCAAAUCAUACGCGUAUUUCGUCCUGGUUUUCAUAUGCGUUUACGUCUGCGGGUAUUCAUGGUCAUGGGGUCCUUUAGGUUGGUUAGUACCUAGUGAAAUAUUUCCAUUAGAGAUACGAUCAGCUGGACAGACAAUUGUUGUUUCAACUGGUAUGAUAUUCACUUUCAUUAUUGCUCAGACAUUUUUGACAAUGCUCUGUCAUCUGAAAGCUGGGAUAUUCUUCUUCUUUGGUGGUUGGGUAUUUAUAAUGACAGUGUUCGUGUAUUUCUUCUUGCCGGAAACUAAAGGCAUACCGAUUGAACAGAUGGUGAGGGUUUGGAGAGAACAUUGGUUUUGGAAGAGAUUUGUGGGGGAUGUGAAAAUUGAAGAUGGGGAGGAACUCAGAACUCCAUAAGAUUGUUAGUAUUGAUUUAGUAGUAUGGAUUUGUGAAGUGAGGUUUCAUAUGUAAGAAAAUUUUAGAUUUUUGUUUUUUUGAUUGAUUUAGAGUUUGAUUCAUGUAAAUUAUAUUUUGUUGAAAUCAUUAAAUUUUCAUUUUUGACUUUGUUUAACCAUAUUUUCAUUUUCUAAUCCCGUGGAGCAACCUAACAGUGCUCACGGUGAUUUAAUGUAUUUGGGUCGCUAAACCAACAA
This is a messenger RNA of Papaver somniferum (opium poppy), 1836 nucleotides long. RefSeq names its product hexose carrier protein HEX6-like. The record is from RefSeq and is a predicted model, not a curated record. Gene Ontology annotation, cellular component: membrane. Gene Ontology annotation, molecular function: monosaccharide transmembrane transporter activity. Gene Ontology annotation, biological process: monosaccharide transmembrane transport. The transcript is spliced from 3 exons. NCBI's taxonomy places the organism in Eukaryota, Viridiplantae, Streptophyta, Magnoliopsida, Ranunculales, Papaveraceae. The coding region runs from base 61 to 1599 and encodes 512 amino acids.